AACGUGUAGAAAAUGUGUGAAUAAAUAUUAAAAAAUUUGCUGGAAUUUUAAAUAGACAAUUUUAAAUAGAAAAUUUUAAAAAAGAUGUUGUAAAACUUAAAUUAAAUUUAACAAUUUAAUGUUUCUUCUGGUAUUUGGAUUAUUUACUUCCUCUGCUACGAUUUGAUCGUCGUUGACAUACAUUUACAAUCGCUUACUUACACUAACAAUCUCAGCAAUGUCGGCCCCAUUGGCAUAUGAUGCGACUUAUUUGAAAUCCAUUUCCGGUAUUUUAAAAAUUUGUUGCAUGAUCUGCUGUUUCCUAGGAUUUCUCUGUAUUGUUUGCAGUUCAGUACAUUUGCACAAUUUUCGCGGCUGUUUUUACAAUACAUGCGUUAUAGUUGCCUUUAUUUGUACAUUGUUGGUGUUACUGGCACGUCUGUAUCAAUUGUGGCAACGUAAAUUCUAUAAAUUCAAUGCUGUUAAAUACGAAUUUUACUUGCAUGUAUUCCUGGCAUUUACCUGUUUCACAGCUGGCUGCGUUACAAUAUCCUUGGAUGUUCUAUCCUAUACAAUUGCAACGUUUUUUGCAUUUCUCGCCUUUAGCUUUUAUGUGUUUGACGCUUAUUUGGGUUAUCGUUUAAAUCGCCUUUGUGAUGCUCAAACCCAAACGACACCACAACCUCCAGUUUAAAUAGAACUCUGUGAGGUUUUCCUUGGAAAAUUUCUUUAUUUUUUAUUGUCAUUAUGUUUUGUGAACAUAAUAUGUGAAUGCAUGACUUGUAUUUAAUUGUGAUUAUUUAGAAAAAAAGAAGAAAGAAUGAAAAAGAAAAAAAUCGAAUGAAUUGUUUGUUAAGUUUAAGCAUUUAUAUAAUAAAUAUUGAAAAUAAGACUGUAUGUUGUAAUGUCACAAAAGAAACACUUAAACCAAAUGUUAAGUUUAGUAACUAUUUUAGUAUUUUGUUUUAAAUAAAUUAAAUAAUAUAUUUUUAA
Lucilia cuprina (Australian sheep blowfly) is the source of this 972-nucleotide messenger RNA. RefSeq lists its product as uncharacterized. Lineage: Eukaryota; Metazoa; Arthropoda; Insecta; Diptera; Calliphoridae. The coding region runs from base 218 to 673 and encodes 151 amino acids. The transcript has 3 exons. Gene Ontology annotation, cellular component: membrane. The record is from RefSeq and is a predicted model, not a curated record.